CUGCGCCACUCACCAUAUUGCGCAGAGUGCGAGAGGACGCGGAGAGCGGACCUGCCGCUACCCGAGCCAGUCGAGUGUUUUCAGGGGCCGAAAGUAGAGCGCGGCCGGUCCGGGGGGCGCGCGAGACGCUGCUGGCGGCUGCCGGAGGCCCACCGCUCGUCUGAAAACUUUUGGGAUAGUCGGCUUGCAUGAGUUGGAGCGGGACACCUCGGGACAAGAGGGAAUGGACAAGCACAAAGUGCUGGACCAGCUCCUCAUGGAGCUCCACCACUUCCUGCUCAUCCUCGACAAAGAGACCCUGAGCGGGAACGCCACCGUCCACAAGGGACUGCUCUCCGACCUACUCCGGUCCUACACGGUGUCCAACGGUGCGGAUGAGGAGUACAUCUACAUGAAUAAAGUCGUCGUCGGUAGCAAGGAAAACUCGGAGAAAGAUGACAGAGCAAGCAUCCUGGUCAACGGAAAAGCAACCAAACACGUCCCCGUCCCACCGAAGAACCUUCCCAAUCUGCCACCCGCCAGAACAGGGACCGCGACUCGGGAACCUUUCCCCCUACCCGCGGUCCAGGCGCCGACCUGCUUGGAAGCCUCAGAGAGUUACUACGAGGAGGCUCAGCCGUACGAGGAAACCGUCAAUGAGCCGCAAAGCGCCCUCUUGAGGCGUUGGCUGCGAGUGGCGAGCUCCGACGGCGUCGUCUAUGCCGCUAUCACCCGCGAUGAUGGCGAGGCGGUCAGCAGCUCGUACGAGUCCUACGACGAGGAAGAAGCGGUGACCAGAGGAAAGUCGCCGUCGGCGCAGCAUCAUUGGCCGUCGGCCGAGGCGUCCAUUGAGCUGAUGAAAGAUGCGCGCAUCUGCGCCUUCCUGUGGAGGAAGAAGUGGCUCGGCCAAUGGGCCAAGCAACUGUGCGUCGUCAAAGAGCACCGUCUACUGUGCUACAAGAGCUCCAAAGAGCAGACGCCCGUGUUGGACGUGAGCCUGCUGGGCUGCAGCGUGACCUACAAGGAGAAGCAGCUCAAGAGGAAGGAGCACAAGCUGAAGAUCGUCCCGGUGGGAGGGGAGGCCAUCGUGCUGGGCCUGCAGAGCAAGGAGCAGACGGAGCAGUGGCUCAAGGUGAUCCAGGAGAUCAGCCCCAAGCCGACGGAAAACGGCGACCUGCAGCAUCCUGCCUCCGACUCUCCGAGGCUCAUUUGCACUAAGGCGGACGCAGGCGAGCGACACUCGGAAAGCGGCGGCGGCGCCGACAGUCAUGCUGAGACUCCCGAGAAAGAUGUCAAGAAAAAAUACGGUGCCGGUUUGAAGCUUAGCAACCUGAUGAACAUCGGGAAAAAAAAAGCGUCGGCACUGGAGAGCGCGGAGAAAUGUGUCGAAACCUCCGGCUACCUCAACGUGCUGGUGAACAGCCAGUGGCGGACGUGCUGGUGCCUCAUCAAGAACGGUCAGUUGUGGUUCUACCAGGACAAGAGCAAGAGCAAAGUGAGCCAACCUGCCGUGAAGCUGGGGGGUUGCCAGGUUUCGCCGGACCCCAGCCCGGAGCACCUCUACACCUUCCGCAUCGACAUGAGCGGCGCGCAGCUGGCAACCCUGGAGGCCAAGACGUCGGCAGUCAUGGGCCACUGGCUAGGCCUCUUGCUGUCCCAGACAGGGAGCAAGACAGACCCGGAGGAGCUAACCUACGACUACGUCAAUGCCGAGAGAAUCACCAGCAUCGUCAACGCUGCAAAGACGUCAUUCUACUUGAUGCAGCGGCGCUACUCCGAGCCAAACGCCUACAUCGACGCCCUGCCCGCCACCCCUCAGAAACCAGACGAGCUGUACGACGACGUGGCGUCAAUCGCUGAUCCGGAGGAUAUUGUUGCUGACCGUCUUCCACAGAGUGAAGAAAAGGACCCCGACGAACACAAUGAAAUGUCUGCGCAAGACCCGAUAGCUCAGGAUGAGGAACCUGAAAACAGAGUCUACCUCGACCUGCUCCCUGUGAGGUCUUUCCUGUAUCCAGCGGCAGGUGGCGGAAAGGAAUCCCCCACACAAGAAACAUCAGGAGAAUCCCCUGAACACUUAGAAGAACACAAGGACCCUUUGCACCCAAAUGCAGAGGUAGUGACAAAUGACCCGCCAGGACCCGACGCAGCACCAGCUUCAAAUGACUCCGGCUCCGCCGAAGCAGAGGAAGCGCACUCCACAACCGAGACGCCGCAGCCAACGCCACCAAAUUUCAAGACUCAAAGCCAGGAGCCCCCCAAGAGGACGUCGAGUUCCUCAGGGGUCACGAAAGCUUUGACUCUUCAAACAACCUCGGGCUUUCCUCUUAGUCCUCAACCGCUCCGACCUAAAGCGUUUAGCACAGGCUGCCCCGGCGCCGUUGAGGGGAAGCUGGGCAAAAAGCGCACAGAGGCAGACUUGUUGCGCUACAGCGACGAGCGCGAGCGGCUGGAGAGAGCGCGCGAAGACGUCAGGAGCAGCCUGGCCGGCCUGAAAAAGGAACGGAGAGAAACCAAAGAGGAGCUCAGCACCUGUCAAGAUCCCAAGCAGCAGAGCUCACUGGAAAUUCGGCUGAAGCAGAUCGAGGAGGCCAGUCGGGAAGCUGAGCAGCGGCGUGUGGAGGUGGAGCUGCGGCUCGUGGAAGUGAAGGAGAGUCUCAAGAAGGUGGAGGCCGGGCCCUUCACACUGGGGACCACGCUGGACAGCAACCUCCAGGAGACAUAUGCGACAAAAAUAGUGGCGCCGCCUGUUCCCCAAACUGCAUCAUUGCCAUCCUCCUGCGAAGCAUCCGGCGGCCCCACCGGGGCAGACGCAGCAUCUCCUGUCAAUUCGGCGAGCGCACUUAAGAACAGGCCAGCCUCCAUCAUGGCCACCAAAGGCAAAGUGCUGCAGAAAGCCAAAGAGUGGGAAAGGAAGUCCACCGCUUAAAGAAGAGAGUCCAGUGUCUUUUUCGGGUCAACCAGUUGAAGCCUGUGCGCUCAUCUCUUAACCGAUUCCAAAUAAAUCCGCAUGCGAUCGUCAGCCUUCGCACAAGAGUGUCCUCUCCGCAACCACUGGAUACUUUCAAAGACUUGUUGAUGCUCCAAAUGAAGGGAGGCAUUUAAAUGCGGUAACAUUCUGGCCAGUUGACUAAUUGCUCUUGUACACUGAAAAGCGUCUCAAGUUUGAAACCACUAACCGUCUUGAAUUGGCUACAAAUCAUCCUGGAGAUUGUAGCUUGGAUCAACAUUUAUGCUGGUAGCCAAAUGUAAAUAUAAGCACGUCAUUUAAUCAGACUUUUUUGUUUGUGUGUGUGUGGGGUGGGGGGAUCUAUUGCUAGCUUAAAAAAAAACAAAACGCACUUUUUAUUCAAAUAAAUACAUACUGUCAACAA
Messenger RNA from Hippocampus zosterae (dwarf seahorse), 3353 nucleotides. It is a transcript of the gene afap1l2, whose product is annotated as actin filament associated protein 1-like 2. Gene Ontology annotation, molecular function: SH2 domain binding; SH3 domain binding. Gene Ontology annotation, biological process: positive regulation of DNA-templated transcription; positive regulation of epidermal growth factor receptor signaling pathway; regulation of mitotic cell cycle. Gene Ontology annotation, cellular component: cytosol. Lineage: Eukaryota; Metazoa; Chordata; Actinopteri; Syngnathiformes; Syngnathidae. The record is from RefSeq and is a predicted model, not a curated record.